GGCCGGCAGGCGGUCGCCUCCAUGGUGGUGCGCUGUCCAGCAUUUCAGCAAGCGGCGGCGGCGGCGGCGGCGGCGCCCGCGGGGAGACGGAGGGCGCGGGCCGCGGGGGCCGCGGAGCUGCCCCGCUGAGCCAAGGCGAGUCGAGCGGACGAGGCGGCCCGGACGAACGGGGCCGGAGGGCCUGGCUCCGGCUCCCGGCAGAGCGCGGCGGUCGGCGGGGAGGGCGGGCGGCCGAGGCCAGCGGUCCGGGGUCAGGCGCCAUGUCCUCCACCGUGAACAAUGGCGCAGCCGGCAUGCCGUCCCCGCCCGACGCCGCCAACGGCUUCCCGCAGCCCGGCGCCUCCUCCGGGGCCUGGCCCCGAGCCGACGAGGAGCUGCGGGCCGCGGAGCCGGGCCUGGUGAAGCGCGCGCACCGCGAGAUCCUGGACCACGAGCGCAAGCGGCGCGUGGAGCUCAAGUGCAUGGAGCUGCAAGAGAUGAUGGAGGAGCAGGGGUACUCAGAAGAGGAGAUCCGGCAGAAGGUUGGGACCUUUCGGCAGAUGCUGAUGGAGAAGGAGGGAGUGCUCACCAGGGACGACCGGCCUGGGGCCCACCUGUGAGUGCAGG
Oryctolagus cuniculus (rabbit) is the source of this 606-nucleotide messenger RNA. The record is from RefSeq and is a predicted model, not a curated record. Lineage: Eukaryota; Metazoa; Chordata; Mammalia; Lagomorpha; Leporidae.